AUGGUCCACGAAGAAAAUGUCCAUGAGGAAAACAACAAGGAGCACCCCUUAGAAGAGUACGAAGAAAGAAUGGGACGACUCAAGAAUGUGAGUACUUUGUUAGCUGAACUAGUUCAAGAUUCCAGGAAAAAGAAAAAUACGAAUAAGGAAGAUAGUGCGUCAAUGUUUAAAAAGUUUUCAUCCCUUAACCCACCAUCAUAUGAUGGUAAGCUUGAUCCAGUUGAGUUUGAAGAUUGGAUUAACCGGAUGGAUCAGUUGUUCGAGACCUUGCGAUGUCCUGAAAGAAUCAAAGUUGACUUUGCUACAUUUUAUCUCACUAGUCAAGCAAGUUUGUGGUGGAAGGUCAACAAGGAAAGGAAGAAUGAGUCAGGAUUUAGUUGGACCAAACUCCAAGAGUUGAUGCGAUAUAGGUUUUAUCCAUUGUCUUUGAGGAGACAAAAAGAAGAUGAAUUCCUCCACUUGCAACAAGGAACCAUGAGUGUGCUGGAUUACGCAAACAAAUUCAUGGAGUUAUCAAGGUUUGCACCAGAAUUAGUAUCAACAGAACAAUCUAGGAUGAAUCGUUUCGAACGAGGUCUCCAUUUGAAAUAUCAGGACAGACUAUCAUCUCAACGAUUUACUUCUUAUCAAGAUAUGGUUGACGUAGCAGUUAAUGUGGAAAGGGUUGUAUUACUACGAGAGGCACAAAAUGUUGGCUAUAAGAGGAGGAAUGAUAACCAAAACCAAGGAGGAACAAAGAGGCAAAACCAAAGUCAACAAGGGGGUUACUCUGGUAAUAGAGGACAAGGUCAGCAAGGAGGGAACAAAAAUCAGAAUAAUAGAUCUCAAGUAGUGUAUGCUAAAUGUGGAAGGAGAAGCCAUAAUGAGAAUGAAUGUGGUGUCGGUACCAAUACUUGCUACCGAUGUGGGAGUCCUAGUCAUUAUAUUAAGGAUUGUCCUAAGUUCAUAACAGUUACACCAAUUUCAAAGGGACCAGCUCCAUCUGGUGCAGAUCGGGGAAGGAACAACACCAACACAGGAGGCACAAAUCGAAAUCUACCUCGACCACCCAUAACUGGAAGAGUUUAUGUGAUGAGACAGGAUGAGGCAGCCAAUGAUGACACUGUGAUCACUGGUAAUUUCUCUAUCCAUUCUUCACAUGCUCAUGUUCUCUUUGAUUCUGCAGCAUCACAUUCUUUUAUUUCCCCAAUAUUUGCCAAUAUUUUGCAAUUGAAACCAUAUCAUGACUUUAUUGGCAUGAGUGUUUCCCUCCCUACUGGAGAAACCGUAAAAUGUGGAACCAUGUAUAGAGACUGUCCAAUUAUUUUAGAGGGAGUCAAAUUCCCAGUUAAUUUGAUAGCUUUUGACCUAUGUGAGUUUGACAUAAUUCUGGGUAUGGAUUGGUUAACUAAGCAUGAGGCCAAAAUUGAUUGUGUUGAGCAAAGUUUAACCCUUAAGGCUCCAAAUGGAUAA
Messenger RNA from Chenopodium quinoa (quinoa), 1452 nucleotides. RefSeq lists its product as uncharacterized. The transcript has a single exon. The coding region runs from base 1 to 1452 and encodes 483 amino acids. Gene Ontology annotation, molecular function: zinc ion binding; nucleic acid binding. The record is from RefSeq and is a predicted model, not a curated record. NCBI's taxonomy places the organism in Eukaryota, Viridiplantae, Streptophyta, Magnoliopsida, Caryophyllales, Amaranthaceae.